AUGGCGCCAGCCUUGGCUGCCCUCCUCGAUGCCCUUCCUCCCGCAGCCAUAGCGUAUGCUGAGCGCCUCAAGGUGGCGUAUACCGAGGCUCUGGAGCCACUUCCACCGCCAGCAUGUGUGCCCUUCGCCUCGCCGUCGGCUGCCGCCGCCGCUGCUGGCGCAGGCUUGGCGCCAACCCCCGCGCCGGCAGCCACCACCGUCAUCGGCCGGCUGGUAGCCUCGCCGGUUGUCCCAGGUGCGCUGGUUAUCAUUGACCUCGAUGCUGCAUGCCACGAUUCGACCCGCUCUGUCAACGCGGGCGCAGCCGUGGCUCUCGUCGCUCCGCCGGCCCUGCUCGGUCCUCAUGCCCAAGGCGCGCCGGUCGUCGUGUGGGGUACCCUAGCUCGAUCUGCUCGCGGCCGUCCGGCUGUUGUGCUCUACGCCACACAGAUAGUUGCACUUGGUGCGCCACCGGCUAGCACGCCGUUCCUGAUCGAGGCGCAUGCGCCGCUCUCGGUCGCGCAGGCCAUGCUCGCCACCGAUGCCACCCGCCCGUCGCUUCCGGAUCCGCGGCCAGGCGCAAAGCGUAAGCGCCGUGCCAGUGCCAAGCUUGCCAUCUUUGGCAGACUCGUCGCCAAGUCGCCUAUUCAUCGCUGGGGCGCAGGCACGCUCUCGUUCUUCAUCGAGCUCGAGUCGGGCGGCGUCGCCACCUGUGUCAUCUUUGCUGGGCCUCGCCCAGUCCGGUGGUACCCGUUUCUUGCGCUCGGUGCCUCGGUACUCAUCACCAAUGUUCGCAGCAAGGCAAUGCUUCAAGGCACGGCUAAUGAGCGCGCGGUGUUUGCAGUCUCGUCCACGGGCGGAUCGGUCCACGCCUGGGAUCCCAACUACGCUCCGCCGCCGCUCCCUGGAUCAGCGGCCAAGCGGCUUCGCAGUCUCUCCGGCCGUGCAGUCUCGCCGAAAGCUGCUUCCCAGCUCCCGCCGCCGCUCCUCUCGCGGACCGCCUGCAUUGCGUAUCGCGGAGUCAUUACCGCCGUCGCUCCGGAGGAGGCCAGUGUCAUGCUCGACGGCGCCAUCCGCCUCUUGCUUUCGCACCACCCGACGUCGGCGCUGGGGCUGGUUCUUGUUGUCGGUUCCCGAAUUCGUGCCUGCAACGUGCAUGUUGUGCUGGAUCCGGAAACGUCGCUUUUCGCUGGCCUCGGCGCGUGCUCGUACUCGACGAUCGAGCUUGUUGCACCGCCGCCUACAGCCGCGUUAACCGGUAGCCUUGUCCCGCCGUUCCGUCUCGCUUCACGAGCGAUGGCGCUGCACUUUAAGACCAUGACUUGGCUUGACUACUAUCUGCUGUUCAACAAGCUGGCAGCGACGCUCGAGACUGCGUUCCAUGCCUCGCUCAAGCGCAAGCACAUUCGCGGCUCAGAGCGGGCUUCGGGCAUCGACAUCGGCCUCGCGCACUACCUGCUCAAAGCGUUGGGCGCGCUUUCGGCCAAACGCAACGUCACCUCUGAGUUUCUGGCACAUCCUGGCGGGUGCCAUCUGGCGUGCUUCGGUUCAGACGACGACGCGCGUCCGCAAGUUGCGGUCCCAUCGCAGCUCGACAAGGCACGAGCACCCGGGGGAGCCCUUGUCGGCUUUCUAGUUCCGUACCGCGGCGGUCUUGCGCUCCGCGACGACCGUGCUCUUGUUCCGAUUGUAGCGUCGGAUGCUCGCAGCGUGGUACGGUCAUCCUCGCUCGGGCACCUCUACCUCGUGACCGACUUUCGAGUUGUGGACGACGACGGCAGCGUGACGUUUGUGGCGUGCGCGUUGCAAAACGCUCGAUGCCUCCUCCAUGAGCGCCUAUUUCCGCUCAUGCGCGCCAUCGCACUCCCGCCACCGCCACCGCCGCUGCCGAGCACGGCGACAACGCUAACGCCGCCGCAGAAACCUGACCCGUUCUCCACAAACGAGCUGGUAAUGGCGGUGCCGGAAGCGACGCCGGCGCCGUACCACACGCUCAUUGAGUCUGUGGACGGACGGCGGGCACGGACGGUACCGUCAGGCGUGCUCAAGCCGUAUUUGGGAGCAAAAGUGCUUUGCGAGCUCACCGAUGGAGUCGAGCGGGAGUGGCCCGGCGCGCUGCUGAUUUACGUUGUCCACGUCUCGCCCGUGAUGGACGGUCGAUGCCACGCCGAAGUCAAGCUCCUCCCGCCUCCAGGUGCGCUUGCGCCAGUCACUGCAGGGCUGCUUGUGCUCGAGCCAUCUGCGCUCCUUCACCGUCCAAUUCUCCACCCGCGUUGCCUGUACUACAUGUUCAACGUUCUGGCGACGCUGCCGGAUGGGAGCCGUGCGAUGGUGCGGAGCCUGGCCCAGCUGCUGGUCGCGCUGGGCGGGCGGGUCGGCGCGUCGCCGGCGACCAAUUUGAGUGCGUUCUCGCGCAAGUUCCAAGCGUCGCGGCUCGGUGCGGUGACGACUGCGGCUGCUGGCGUCUUUCCGGUCCUCACACUCAGCGACAACGCUGUUGUUGAGUCUGUCGGCGUUAUUGGUGACGACGAAGCCGCCGCGCUUGGCGGAAACGUUCCGCUGGUGGCGUCAGAGAAGGUGGCGGCGAUUGUGCGUGCGCUGCGUGCACACGAUGACGCCGCUGAGGUUCCGAGCUCGAUCGGCGAGCUGGCGCUGGUAACGCUGCCCAUUUCGGCGUACCGGUACCCAGAAAACUACGAGCGUGUAGUGAGCGUCGAGGCGCUUGUUGUGGCGCGCGAGGCGAGUGGCGAGCCGGCGAUGACGUGGUGCGUGACGCUCCGCGAUACGCGAGCGGCGCACACGUUGUCGUGGUAUGUGGACACUGCACAGUUUGGAUGGAUUGGUGGCCUUGUUUCGGGCGCGCGAGUCGAGCUCUCGCGGGUCAUGUGCAAGAUCUCGCGGUCGGGUAACAUCUACCUGGUCAUGGCGGCGACAACGAGCGUGGUGGUCCGUGGCUGGGUGGAGAGCGAAACAUGCGAUGCUGCAGUGGAGGCGCGGCUGGAGCCCGCCUUUCCGCUGGCGCAGUACUACGCGGUAGGGACGAUCAUGCGGCGGGUAGUGCGGAUCCGCGGCUCGAUCACUGCGCUCUCUGGUCUGCGGCUGGUAUGGAAGUGUCUCGGGUGUGGCGAGACGCUGGGAAUCCCGGGCCGGUGCGCGGCCGGGUGCGUCCGCGCGCCGAGCAAGUUCUUCCUCGACGCGACGGUCUUUGUCGAUGACGGCAGUGCCGAGGCGACGGUCUUUGUUGACGGCGAUCUCGUUUGGCGGGUGCUCGGCCUCUCGCGGCGGCGCGGGCAGAUGAUGGCGGCGAUGGCCAAGCGGCACGGCGCGUUGAUCUUUGCACGGCAAGGCACCCGACUGGAGCUCGUCUCCAAGCCAGAAGCACUUGCCGAUCCGCGUGAGCACGAGCUUCGGCAGCUGGCGCGGGCUGCAAAUGCGCCACGGGUAGCGCGACAGGUCUGGAUGGCAGUCCGGCGGGUGGCGCGAGCACGGUCCGACGCAGCUGUCACUACCACGCCCGACGAUCUCCCUCCGCCGCUGGCGGGCGUGCUCCGGUUCAAAACGCUGCUUGUCGACGGGGUCCAUGCGCCGACGCUCGCGCUUCCGCGGCUGUAUCUCAAGGCUGUAGCCGUCGAUGAGGUCGACGCCGCCGCCCACAUCGAGGCGCUCCUUGCGAACCUGUCGCUCGGCACCGAGACGGCGGAGAAGGCGCUGGUGCAGUUGCUGGAGGAGCGGCCGGAGCGGCCGAUUCAUGCGCUCGCGCAGGCGUUUGCAGCCAUGGCCGCGGCCGAGGAGAAGGCGGCCGAUGGGCUCGCUCCGGUCGUGGAGCCGCUGCGGCCGGUGGCCCGGGCGAGGGUGAUGGACGCUGUAGCUGCUGCAUGCGCUGCUCCGGAGCGAUGGGAGGUGGCGGCGGCAGCCGAGGUCGGCGAAGAUCUGGACGAUGGCGAGGUUGACGGCCUCUCUGGCGCAGGCCUCGGGAUUCUCUUGCGACAUCUCCCGUUUGCGGUGCCGGAGGCCGGGCGGGCGGCUGUGGAUGGCGUAGUGGCGGCACGCGCCGACGAGCUAGUCUCGUUCCGGGAGGCUACUGCGGGAGCCGAGGUGUUGGCGGUGAUGGAGGCGAUGGCGACUGAGGCCGGCGCGCUGUUUGACGCCUGCGACGUGUCUGGCGCCGGCGCGCUUCCGCGCAACAUGGCGCGAUCGCUGCUUAACGACGCCGGCGCGCCUUUCGACGCCAUCCCGGCUGACGGGGGCGCCGAUGGACUCGUGAGUCGCCGCGAGUUUGUGGCUGCCAUGAUUGCGCUUGCGCCGCGGUCGUGA
This is a messenger RNA of Thecamonas trahens ATCC 50062, 4293 nucleotides long. RefSeq lists its product as uncharacterized. The transcript is spliced from 2 exons. Gene Ontology annotation, molecular function: telomeric repeat DNA binding; single-stranded DNA binding. The record is from RefSeq and is a predicted model, not a curated record. Bases 1 to 4293 code for a protein of 1430 amino acids. Gene Ontology annotation, cellular component: CST complex. Lineage: Eukaryota; Apusomonadida; Apusomonadidae. Gene Ontology annotation, biological process: telomere maintenance via telomere lengthening; positive regulation of DNA replication.